AUGUUGAUCUUUCCCAAUGCUUUCCUGACAAACCACACCAGUUUCUCCAGAACGAAAAGUUUCAUCUUCACAGCUUGGGAGUCAGGAAGGCUUGAAGGUUACCCUGGGGAACGUUGACCAAGUUCUCAUUUGCUCAUCCGCGGGUCCUGGUCUGAUGCAUUGAUUUUAAUCUGUCGGCGAAGGAAAUUGAUAUCCAGAGGUAAUUAGCGACCGACACUGGCGACAUAUCAUAAAGAAUCUGGAACGGGCCGCAUUAUCUGCGGGCCAUCACCAUGCUCCCAACGUCCUUCAUGGGAACUGAGGCCAUCCGUGUCAACCUCGGGGGGAAAAGCUGUUUAUACUAAACAAGAUGCAGCAGUGAGCUAAGAAACGCGACCGGCCUGUUUUUUGACCAGACCCGUGGUGUGACGACUCCAUCUCCCUCAGUCCGGUCCAUCUCCUGUUGGGACAGCAGGAUAGCUAUUCCCCUUACCCGACCACCCGGGACCCGAUUCCAGAUUCACCUCCGCACAGGGAUGGAGAGAGAUCUGGACUUGCAGGAGCCACUUGUGGUCCGGUCCCAGCCAGGGAGGGCCACGGAACCGGGGCAGUGGAGUACCGGACUGUGUGACUGCUGCAGCGACAUGAGCGAUUGCUGUUUUGCUCUCUGGUGCCUCCCAGUGUUUGUGUGUAAGACCACACAUGCAGUGGGGUCGUGUCCCUGUCUUCCCCUGCUGGACUGCGUGGGCUGCGUCCCGUCUGCAUCGCUGGCCAUGCGGGCCACGAUACGCCGGCGAUACGGCAUUAAGGGCAAUGUCUGGAGCGACUGUUUCUAUGGCUGCUGUUGCUAUGCCCUGUCCUGGUGUCAGAUAUCUCGCGAGAUGAAGAGGCGUGCAGUCCUCCCGUAAGCUUCAGGAGACGGCUUCAACUGCGUUCUGCCCAGUCCCCUCCACCGCCCAUCCCUCACACACACCCCGGCACCCACCAGCCCUGACCUGCCCAAGACCCCCCGCCACCCCCC
Molecule: messenger RNA, 1000 nt
Organism: Conger conger (European conger)
Lineage: Eukaryota; Metazoa; Chordata; Actinopteri; Anguilliformes; Congridae
Product: placenta-specific gene 8 protein-like
Exons: 4
Coding region: 516-887 (123 amino acids)
Source: RefSeq, a predicted model, not a curated record